This is a messenger RNA of Amaranthus tricolor (Joseph's coat), 1191 nucleotides long. RefSeq names its product cysteine-rich receptor-like protein kinase 10. The record is from RefSeq and is a predicted model, not a curated record. Gene Ontology annotation, biological process: protein phosphorylation. Gene Ontology annotation, molecular function: protein kinase activity; ATP binding. Lineage: Eukaryota; Viridiplantae; Streptophyta; Magnoliopsida; Caryophyllales; Amaranthaceae. The transcript is spliced from 6 exons. Bases 9 to 1124 code for a protein of 371 amino acids.
UCGGGACAAUGGCUGGACUCUUUCUGCUACUUUCAGGUUUAUGGUUCUAUUUGCGCCCCUGGUGGAAGUCUAAGAAAGCACAUAAUUUUAUAGGUGAAGACAAUGAGGACCUUGGAAAGCAAGAAUUUAUUCAAUAUGAUUUUGCUACAUUGAGCGCUGCAACAAGUGAAUUUUCAGUUGAUAAUAAGCUUGGCGAAGGAGGAUUUGGACUUGUUUAUAAGGGAACCUUAAAUACAGGAGAAGUAAUAGCAUUAAAGAGACUCUCCGGCAAAACUGGACAAGGUGCGAAGGAAUUCAUGACUGAGGCCCGUCUUGUGGCCAAACUGCAACAUAGGAAUCUCGUUAAGCUUCUAGGGUUUUGCUCUCAUGGAGAAGAAAAAAUGCUUGUCUAUGAAUUCCUUCCCAAUUCAAGUGUUGACCGUUUCUUAUUUGAUCCAAUAAGACGUGAAUCACUAAAAUGGAAAACCCGAUACAAAAUUAUAAUGGGGAUUGCAAGAGGGCUUCAGUAUCUUCAUGAGGAUUCUCGUCUUAUUAUAAUACAUCGUGAUCUCAAACCAAGCAAUAUUUUAUUAGAUAAAGAAAUGAAUCCAAAGAUAGCUGACUUUGGAAUCGCAAAGCUCUUUGGAGGGAAGCAAAAGUAUGGAAAUACAAGUCAAAUUGUAGGAACACAAGGAUAUAUGGCACCAGAAUACUUAUUAACUGGGGAAUAUUCAGAAAAAUCUGAUGUUUAUAGUUUCGGCAUAAUAAUCUUUGAGUUGGUGAGCGGGCAGAAGAAUAGAGUUCUUUAUCAAGCAACACACAUGGAAGACAUGCCAAAUCAUGUUUGGAGGCUAUGGAAUGGUGGGAAAUGUCAUGAUUUUAUAGACCCAAUAUUACAAAAUAGUGCUCCAACAUCUGAAGUGAUGAAAUGCAUUCAAAUUGGAAUGUUAUGUGUACAAGGAAAUACGGAUAAUCGACCGACAAUGGCAACAGUUGUGCUUAUGCUUACUGGCUCUAUGCCCUUACCAUCUCCCUCCACACCUUUAAUGGCUAUUCAUGAUUAUAGCCUACCAAGGUUUGACAUUGAUGCAACCCAGAAUCAUGGGUCUACAGAUCAGUCCACAUCCAAGUUAGAGGCGCGGUAAAAAUUGACAAAUUUUUUAAAAGUCUUAAACAAUUUCAAACAUUAUGAUAUUUUUAUAAUAACUUAUA